AUGAUUGGCUCGUUGUUUAUUAUGGCAGUGCCAGUCCUGGCACUGCCAGCCGCCAAUAUCUUUGAACGCCAGGAUGCGUGCAAGGCAUCGGACAACUACGCGGCUGUCGAUGUGAAGGGUCUACCUGAUCCUUGGAAAUUCGCAGACGGGAAGGCCGUCACCACUGCCGAAGACUGGACGUGUCGCCAGGCCGAGAUGAGCAAGAUCAUGCAGCAGUAUGAGCUUGGUGAUUACCCGCCAGCACCGGAGUCUGUUAGCGCGACCAUGUCGGGAAAUAGUAUGAGCCUGACCAUCAAGGUUGGGAGCAACACCAAGACACUCUCUGUUGCCAUUACCAAGCCCAGCGGCGGAGGCGCGUCGGGAGGCCCUGCUAUAAUCGGUGUUGGUGGCAUCUCGAUCCCGGUACCCGCUGGCGUUGGCAGGAUCAAUUUUGGCAACGAUGCAUGCGCUGCCCAGAUGAAUCCCAGAAGCCAUGGAACUGGAUGGUUCUUCGAUCUCCACGGCAAAUCUCAUAGUGCCGGGGCCACCACUGCUUGGGCUUGGUGUGUUGGCCGUAUUAUCGAUGGCCUCGAGCAACUUGGACCCGAAAAGACCGGCAUCGACACCAAACGCCUCGGUGUCACGGGCUGCAGUCGCAACGGCAAGGGUGCAUUCAUGGUUGGCGCUCUUGAGAAACGCAUCGCUUUGACCAUUCCUCAAGAGUCCGGCUCGGGAGGUGCUGCGUGCUGGCGAAUCUCCGAUUCGGAAAAGAGUAAAGGAAAGAACAUCCAGACUGCUGGCCAGAUUGUUGGAGAGAAUGCUUGGUUCUCUCCCAAGUUCAACAGCUACACGAGCAAGACAACUUCCAUUCCCGAAGAUCACCACUUCCUGGCUGCCCUCGUCGCCCCCCGCGGUCUAUUCGUCAUUGAGAAUGACAUUGAUUGGCUUGGACCAGUCAGCACUACCGCUUGCAUGAAGGCAGGCCGCAUGAUUUAUGAAGGCCUCGGAGUCAGGCCCAACAUGGGUUUCUCUCUUGUCGGCGGCCACCAGCAUUGCCAGUUUCCUUCAGCAACCACGGAGAACCUCAACUCCUACAUCAACAAGUUCCUUCUCGGCCAGGGACAGACCAAGGAUGUCGAGACUAGCAAGGCUACUGUCAGCAUGAAUGACUGGGUUGGGAGCUGGUCUGCUUCUCCAAAAAUCAGCCUUACUGCGGCGUAA
Thyridium curvatum is the source of this 1200-nucleotide messenger RNA. RefSeq lists its product as uncharacterized. NCBI's taxonomy places the organism in Eukaryota, Fungi, Ascomycota, Sordariomycetes, Thyridiales, Thyridiaceae. The transcript has a single exon. The record is from RefSeq and is a predicted model, not a curated record. The coding region runs from base 1 to 1200 and encodes 399 amino acids.